Messenger RNA from Periconia digitata, 945 nucleotides. Lineage: Eukaryota; Fungi; Ascomycota; Dothideomycetes; Pleosporales; Periconiaceae. The record is from the annotation of a GenBank genome assembly.
UUCUUCCUUUUGCGUCCCCAACCUAUAAAAGGAGUGAAGAUAGAUUUUCAAUCGACUCAACUCGUACAAGACUUUCUUGCAGCCAUGGCCACACAGGACAAUAAAAAAGAGAUUGCUCCAUCAAUCGACGUGAAAAAUCUGAGCUACCUCUUCCAAGAUGGCUCAACUGGUUUGAAAGAAGUGUUCCUUGAUCUGCCUCCUGGCAGCAGAACCCUUCUCAUAGGAGCCAAUGGUGCUGGAAAAACGACGCUCCUCCGCCUCCUCUCAGGCAAACGAAUGGCUCCUGCGGACACAGUUUUCAUUGCCGGCAUCGAUCCAUUCAAAUUCGGUCUGGAGGGCGUCACCUAUCUCGGUCUGGAGUGGGUCCUUAACCCUAUUGUGCGAACAGACAUUGAUGUUCCAACCCUCCUUGCCUCGGUCGGCGGCGACUACUGGCACGAGCGUCGGGAUGAACUUGUCGAGAUUCUCGAUAUCGAUCUGUCGUGGCGAAUGCACGCUGUCUCUGACGGCGAGCGACGAAGAGUGCAGCUGGCCAUGGGUUUGCUUCGGCCCUGGACUAUCCUUUUGCUGGAUGAAAUUACCGUCGAUCUUGAUCUCCUCUCGCGAUCCAAUUUUCUGCAGUUCCUAAAGCGCGAGACGGAGAAGCGCCCUUGUACCAUUGUUUACGCCACCCACAUCCUAGACAAUCUCGCCACGUGGCCGACUCACCUGGUGCACAUGUCCCUGGGCAAAGUCAAGAAGUGGGGAAGUAUGCAGGAGCUCAAUGUCAAGCCUCCUGCCGAGAGUGUAUUCAAUUCGGGCAACAGUCAGCUUGGCGAAUUGGUGUUGAAAUGGCUAAAGGAAGAUCUCGCUGAAAGAGGCCCUAGGAAUGGCAAAGCAUCGGAGGGAAAGACAUACGAGAACCUAGAAGGCAAAGGAGGUUAUGGCGCUGAGAAGCGCGAGUAG